UUAUUUUGGCUUCCCGCAGUCCAAGCUUGAUGCCCCGGUCUUCUUCAUCCUCAUCUUCGCGUUUCUCAUUUCUCACUUGUUUCGCCUCUGCUCAGGGCAAGGAAGGGCGUGGAUGAGGAAAUUCUGAUUCGGCGAAAACGUAGGAGAGAAAGAGACAGAACUAUGCUUCCGAAGGACUGGACUCAACCGUGCGGCAACUGCUGCACUAAGAAAUACGCAGGCGUCUUUAUGAUUCCUUGGAGAAUCUUCUGUAAGAAGGGAUGCAGUGCUGAUGGGGACUCCUGGGAUGAAUGUCUUGAAGCAUGCAAUGAGUUAUGCUACAAGGAUCCAGUUCUGAAGGAUCGUCAAUGGACUUCUUUCAUUGAUAGAUCUCCAGGGGAUGACAAUUAUUCUUUGGAAUGUUUCCAUGCUUGUGCUUCAGGCUGUGGUUUCAAGUUUGGCAUCUCCCCCGAGAAAGUUGAGCAAGUCCAGCCAAACCGGCCACAACCGCCACCGCCACCGCCCCCAUUGCCUCGGCCCAAUAAAUCGACUUCAACAGUUGAUGCAGAGCGGACGAGUGAUGAUUUUCCCGGCACGUCUGCAUAGAUUCCCCAAACUAUGAGAAUAUAAUUUUAUUUCUAAAACAAAACCCUGAUUCAAAUAGAUUUUGCAGUUUCUAGCUUUCCUACCUUCUCAAAAUGGCACAUUUUUCAGCCUGAGAUAUUAUUCUUGGACCAUAUUGCAGAGAAUUUUAUAUAAUUUUUUCUUUUUUUUUGUU
Messenger RNA from Phalaenopsis equestris, 757 nucleotides. RefSeq lists its product as uncharacterized. Bases 163 to 585 code for a protein of 140 amino acids. The transcript is spliced from 5 exons. The record is from RefSeq and is a predicted model, not a curated record. NCBI's taxonomy places the organism in Eukaryota, Viridiplantae, Streptophyta, Magnoliopsida, Asparagales, Orchidaceae.